AUGGCUUCCAACGGCGCUUCUCCGAAAAAUGUUGAUCCUACGGAGAACAGCUUAGAUAAGAUCAAGCGGCAACUGGCAUCUGGCUCCGGUCGGAACUUGCUACAGGGACCUCUUUUCAAGCGGUCUGAAACUCUGAGAAAAUGGAACGAAAGAUGGGUGAUACUUGAUCCAACAACAGGGAAAAUGGAGUACAAGACAAGACGAAACGAACCAACGAUCAAGGGAACAAUUCUGUUUGACGAUAACAGCACAAUCUCCAUCUCUCCUGUCAACUUCCAGGGGCUUCCGAAAUAUAAUGGUUGCUGUAUCUAUAUUGGUACCCCACAGAAGAAAGAUUACUUUUUGUGUGCAGAGACUCCUGCUGCAGCUAGAGCUUGGGUUGCAACUUUACAUGCGACACAGCUGGUUCUAAAGGCACAUAAAGAAGCUGUUGAUUCUCUAAGCGGAAGUGGUUCUUCAACACUUGGUACGGUUGCAACCGUUGUUGCCGCUGCCAAUUCAACAGCAUUGGAAAGUUCCAAAGAGAUUCAAGCAGCAAUGCAGGUCUCUCUGAGGAAUGCAUUGAAAAUUACAGCAAAUAAACCGGUCGAUGAACCACUAGAUGACUUGACGAUAAUGAAGGAAACUCUGCGUGUCAAAGAUGACGAACUACGGAAUCUGGCGCGAGAACUUCGUUCUCGUGACUCAACGAUAAAGGAGAUAGCAGAUAAGCUAACUGAGACGGCUGAAGCAGCUGUAGCUGCAGCAUCUGCAGCUCAUACAAUGGACGAACAAAGGAAAAUCGUUUGUUUGGAAUUUGAGCGCUUAUCUAAAGACACAGAGAGACAGCAAGAAGCGGCUAUAUCGAAGCUUAAGGAAUUGGAUGAGAAGACAUCUACUUUGAGUAAGGAAAAAGAUCAGCUGGUGAAGGAAAGAGACUCUGCUCUUCAAGAGGCGCAUAUGUGGCGAUCUGAGCUUGCAAAAGCCAGAGAGCGUGCCGUGAUACUUGAAGGAGCUGUUGUGCGAGCCGAAGAGAAAGCGAGGGUUGCAGAAGCAAGUGGUGAAGCAAAAGCAAAGGAAGCUUCUCAGAGAGAGGCAACUGCUUGGACAGAGAAGCAAGAGCUUUUAGCUUAUGUGAAUAUGUUACAAUCCCAGCUUCAAAGGCAGCAACUAGAGACGAAGCAAGUGUUUGAAGAGAAGACAGAAUCGACUAACGGCGACACAUCUCUUCCAAUGACAAAAGAAACAGAAAAGGAUGUGGAUAAAGCAUGCCUGAGCGUUUCAAGGACAGCCUCUGUUCCGGGAGAGAAUGUAGUCCAUAUGAGUGAAGAUCAGGUGGUAAAUGCUCAGCCUCCGGUGGGAGAGAACGAAUGGAAUGAUAUUCAGGCAACAGAGGCAAGAGUUUCUGAUGUAAGAGAAAUACCAACAGAGACUGAACGGGACAGAAGUAACAGCUUGGAUAUCACGAUAGUAACUCCUGAUGAAUCUAAUGUUCCACGCAAUGAUCUGCCUCCAGAAUCUUUCCAUCAUCAGCCUUGA
Messenger RNA from Microthlaspi erraticum, 1518 nucleotides. NCBI's taxonomy places the organism in Eukaryota, Viridiplantae, Streptophyta, Magnoliopsida, Brassicales, Brassicaceae. The record is from the annotation of a GenBank genome assembly.